Messenger RNA from Dalotia coriaria, 2236 nucleotides. It is a transcript of the gene lovit, whose product is annotated as loss of visual transmission. Gene Ontology annotation, cellular component: membrane. The coding region runs from base 306 to 2129 and encodes 607 amino acids. Lineage: Eukaryota; Metazoa; Arthropoda; Insecta; Coleoptera; Staphylinidae. Gene Ontology annotation, molecular function: sucrose:proton symporter activity. The transcript has 9 exons. The record is from RefSeq and is a predicted model, not a curated record.
ACAAGCCGAUCCCAGAUCCAAUUAUACGACCUAAUUAGUAGGGUUUCUUAUCGUUGCUCGACAGCCAGUGCGCAAGAAAAAGCUGCAUCGCAAACAUUCGCGACGUCUCAUCCGAAGCGAGGAGCGUCGAGCGCGACAGAAACGAAAACGGCGCAGGACUUCGUAUUGUCUCUCCUGCGGCCGUCUGCAGGGACUUCAUUAACCGCCAGCUGGAUGUUUACUCAGUCUCUGUGAGCUCUUUCAACCGUACAUCACACAAUGUGUCUCCAAAUAAUACACACGUGAAAACAUAAUAUUUGAGCAAUAUGGCUGAAAAAUUAUAUGAGUAUCAAGGCAUAACUGGUCGUUGGCAUACGUUUAAGGAUAAUCUCCGAGAAAAGUUUGCUAGUUAUAAGGAGGAUAACUCUGAUGGAUUAUUGGCGAGUGUUAGAAAAAAGUGUUUUGGAGUUCCACAACCUGGUGAUACGAUCACUGAAGAACAUGCACACGUUUUCAGACAAAAAUCUCGCACGGAUUUGAUUCGUAUCUCUGCGGCAGUGAUGGGAAUUGAGUUUUCAUACGCUGCCGAAACGGCGUUUGUGUCGCCAACUUUGCUCAAAAUCGGUGUUGAGCAUAAGCACAUGACCCUAGUAUGGGCCUUAAGCCCUUUAAUUGGAUUUUUUCUCACACCAAUUUUAGGAUCGCUGAGUGAUAAAUGUCCGUUGAACAUUGGCAGACGCAGACCGUUUAUUUUCUGUAUGUCCUUAGGUGUUCUACUGGGCUUGCUACUUGUGCCAAACGGCGAGGAUAUUGGUUAUGCACUUGGAGAUCCUUAUUACAAUACUAGUGUUACACAAAUAGUUUCACAUCGAACUUCCGCUACAUCUGAGAAUAAUAUUGAUGAUAAUACUAAUCAUCCAAAUAGUCAUCCGUGGGGUGUGUUGUUUACUAUUUUGGGUACUGUCUUAUUGGAUUUUGAUGCUGACGCAUGUCAAAGUCCCGCGAGGACCUACCUCUUGGAUGUCACCGUCGAAGAUGACCACGCAAAAGGAUUAAGCACUUUCACGAUAAUGGCUGGCCUUGGAGGAUUCUUUGGAUAUGCAUUAGGAGGCAUUAAUUGGGAUGUCACCACCAUUGGAAUUUUAUUGGGCGGUCACGUACGCGCAGUUUUCACACUCAUCACAAUCAUUUUUGUCGUGUGCGUGACGCUGACGCUGACAAGCUUCAAGGAAAUCCCGCUCCAGCUAUUGGAAAGCCAUCAACUAGAGAAUUUGCAUACGAACGGUCCCGGCUACGGCAGUCUCUCCCCUGCUCCAACCGACGGGAACAAUGAGAAUUGCAAAGAAACGGCUUUUAAUGAAAGUGAAGGCGUUGCAAUGGGAAGUGUUGAAAAUGAGAUUUCUGGCAAUAGAAAACGAAUAAUGAAGCAACAGUCGAGUAUUAUCGUUCAUCCAGAUGCGUCCCUUGUGACGUAUUUACAGAGCAUUGUCUGUAUGCCGAGAAGUUUGAAAAUUCUCUGCUUGACAAAUUUAUUCUGUUGGAUGGCGCACGUCUGCUACUCGCUGUAUUUUACUGAUUUCGUUGGAGAGGCAGUUUUUAAUGGAUCACCAACCGCACCGGAAGGAAGUGAAAGUAGAGAGUUGUACGAAGAUGGAGUUCGUUUUGGUUGUUGGGGUAUGUCGAUGUAUUCACUAUCAUGUGCUUGCUACUCAUCUGUUAUUGAAAAACUAAUUAAGAAAUAUGGUGCCAAACGUGUGUACGUUGGAGGAUUAUUGGUUUACUCUUCCGGCAUGUGUCUGAUGGCAUUAACCAAGCAUAAAGUUGGUGUAAUCAUAUUUAGUUGGACUGCCGGAGUAAUGUAUUCGACAUUAUUCACCAUGCCGUAUCUACUGGUCGCGCAUUAUCACACAACCGGGACAUUUGAACUAAAUCAAGAAGGGAUCGGAGUCAUAGGUGGGCAGGUACGAGGUUUGGGUACUGACAUUGCAAUCGUCUCUAGUAUGGUUUUCCUGGCCCAAUUUAUACUCUCACUCUGUAUGGGCACGAUUGUGGUCGUCACCGGCACUACGACUGCCGUGGUGGCUGUCGCUAGUAUGCUAGCGUUUUGUGGGGCUUUGAGUGCCACUCAAGUCAUGUACUUGGAACUAUGAACGAGUGCACUUCGUCUAAUUGUUCGUUGAUAAUUGUGUUUGAGUGUCUGAUGUCUGAUAUGUUUGAUUGUAAGAUGAUUUCAUGAAUAUUAAUGUGUCGCGCAUAA